Catharus ustulatus (Swainson's thrush) is the source of this 2498-nucleotide messenger RNA. It is a transcript of the gene SLC2A13, whose product is annotated as solute carrier family 2 member 13. The record is from RefSeq and is a predicted model, not a curated record. NCBI's taxonomy places the organism in Eukaryota, Metazoa, Chordata, Aves, Passeriformes, Turdidae. Gene Ontology annotation, cellular component: membrane. Gene Ontology annotation, biological process: transmembrane transport. Gene Ontology annotation, molecular function: myo-inositol:proton symporter activity. The transcript is spliced from 10 exons. Bases 211 to 2148 code for a protein of 645 amino acids.
GGGAGCGGCGGCAACUUCCCCUCAAGUCCGCCCGGCGGCGGGGGGACGAUGCGAACCAGCUGAGCGCGGCCCGAGAGGGGCGGGCGCGCCGAGGACGGGCAGCGUCGGCAGCAGCGGCAGCCCCGCCGCCCUGGUCUGAGUAGCCCGGCAGCCGCCCGCCUCAGCCCCCAGCCCUCCCCCGGUCGGGGCGGGAGCCGCCGCGGCCGUCCCAUGUCCCGCAAGGCCAGCGAUAAUGUGGAGUACACGCUGCGGAGCCUGAGCAACCUGAUGGGCGAGAAGAGGCGGCGGCAGGCGGACGGGUCCGCCGGCUCGGGCGCGGCGGCGGGCGAGCGGAGCCUCAUCGCCGCCGAGUCCUGCUCCAGCCUCAACAGCGCGGCGUCGGGCGGAGAGCUGGAGCGGGCGGCGCGGCGCCAGUUCCAGCAGGACGAGACCCCCGGCUUCGUCUACGUGGUGUCGGUCUUCUCCGCCCUGGGGGGCUUCCUCUUCGGCUACGACACCGGCGUGGUGUCGGGGGCGCUGCUCCUCCUCAAGAGGGAGCUCAACCUGGACGCGCUCUGGCAGGAGCUGCUCGUCUCCGGCACGGUGGGCGCCGCCGCCCUCUCCGCCCUGGCCGGCGGCGUCCUGAACGGGCUGUGCGGCCGGCGGCCCUGCAUCCUGCUGGCCAGCGGCCUCUUCACGGCGGGGUCUGGCGUGCUGGCCGCCGCCCGCGACAAGGAGACGCUGCUGGCGGGACGCGUGGUGGUGGGGCUGGGCAUCGGUGUAGCAUCCAUGACUGUGCCAGUGUACAUCGCAGAAGUGGCUCCACCGCACUUACGAGGCAGAUUAGUCACCAUUAACACUCUCUUCAUCACCGGAGGGCAGUUUUUCGCAAGUGUGGUCGAUGGAAUCUUCAGCUACCUCGCGAAGGAUGGAUGGAGGUACAUGCUGGGCCUGUCAGCUGUACCAGCAGUUAUACAGUUUCUUGGAUUCCUGUUUCUUCCCGAAAGUCCCCGCUGGCUCAUUCAGAAAGGCCAGACUCAGAGAGCACGGAGAAUUCUGUCUCAAAUGCGUGGCAACCAGGCAAUUGAUGAGGAGUAUGACAGUAUCAAAAACAACAUUGAAGAAGAAGAAAAAGAAGUUGGAGCAGCUGGACCUGUGAUCUGCAGAAUGCUAACAUACCCUCCAACUCGAAGAGCCUUAAUUGUGGGUUGUGGUCUGCAGAUGUUUCAACAACUGUCAGGGAUUAACACCGUCAUGUACUACAGUGCUACCAUUUUGCAGAUGUCAGGAGUGGAAGAUGACAGGCUUGCAAUCUGGCUGGCUGCACUGACAGCAUUUAUAAACUUUAUUUUUACUCUUGUGGGAGUCUGGCUUGUUGAAAGAAUGGGUCGCCGGAAACUUACACUUGGUAGCUUAACAGGUACUGCUGUAGCACUCAUUAUCCUAGCUUCGGGAUUUUUGCUAUCAGCUCAGGUCUCGCCAAGAAUCACCCUUAAUCCACCAGAUCCUUCACAUCAAAACUCUACCUGCACAAAAUACAGUUAUUGCAAUGGAUGUAUGUUAGAUCCAGACUGUGGUCUCUGCUACAAAUUGAAUAAAUCAAGUGUUGUUGAAUCCUCAUGCAUUCCUGUUGAUAAAGAUUCUACAAUGAAAGCAGCUUGGGGCAGGUGUUCAAAUGAAACUGUAUUCAAAAAGGAAGAUUUAUUUUGGGCAUACAAUUUCUGCCCCACUCCCUACUCUUGGACAGCACUUCUGGGCCUUAUUUUGUAUUUGGUUUUCUUUGCACCCGGGAUGGGUCCUAUGCCCUGGACUGUCAAUUCUGAAAUUUAUCCACUUUGGGCUAGAAGUACAGGAAACGCAUGCUCUUCUGGAGUCAACUGGGUUUUCAAUGUGCUGGUGUCACUGACAUUUCUGCAUACAGCUGAGUACCUGACAUACUAUGGAGCCUUCUUCCUCUACGCAGGGUUUGCUGCCUUGGGACUGGUUUUCAUCUACGGCUGCCUUCCUGAGACUAAAGGGAAAAAACUGGAGGAAAUUGAAUCUUUGUUUGAAAACAGGCUAUGUACAUGUGGUAUGUCAGAUUCUGAUGAAGGGAGGUACAUCGAGUAUAUUCGGGUGAAGGGAAGUAAUUACCAUCUUUCUGACAAUGAUGCUUCUGAUGUGGAAUAAUUUUCAGCUGCUGAUGUAUUUAAUCAUUUAAAAGCCUUCUGGGGGAAAAGCAGCUCUCUGAUGACCUCACUGCCCUGCUUCUGGUCUGGUUCUCCUUUCUACUAUGUAUUUUAAAAUGCCUUCACGUUCAAAAAUGCUCCAUUUGGGAGGAAAUUCAAUAUGCUAGCGUUUUCUUGAUAACUGAAAGCAAUGGCUUCCAAAAGAGAUUGAAUUCCACAAUUAUGUGACUUUACCAAGUGUGUUUGUCACUGCUCCAUCCCCAGAUGUUUAGUAGGGUGCACUGUACCAGAUGAAUACAGAAGGCUAUCCUAGAUGGUCAGGAGCUGUCCUGAUCUCCAGUACUGACAAAA